UGUUUCUUGAGCAAUUAUUUUCAUUUUUGCCUUAAUGUGAAAUCUUUUGGUUUGAUCAGAGCAGCUGAAUAAAAACAGUAGCAAAAGCGAGGCUAGACCAGCAAGUAAUUUGCUGGCUAGCAGAGAUUUUUGCGUGGUGCUCUUGAAAUCCCAAAUAAAAAAAAAAAAAAAAAAAAAAAGUCCACAUGAGCCCUCAAAACGUAUCAAAGACGAGCAAAUCCCUUGAAGGUCUCCAUGGGGUUCAUGUGGUUUCUCAUUCGCCUUUCGCCUACGAACAUAUCAGCAAAGUAUCUUGCUUUGAAUCCUCUGAUGCAGGAACAAAACAGAGUCUUUUCAUUGAACGUGUUUGGCAACAAAGACCACCAUGCCUAAGACCCAUCCAUUGCUGCAUCCACGGUGAUCGGAGUCUCUUAGAAACAGCUGCUAAUGUGAUCACAUCGCUCCCUUUCGUUGUCCUCGGCAUGCAGACACCAAGGAAAAACCUGAACAUGAAGGUGUAUGCAAACUCACUAAUCGGAGUAGGAAUCGCAUCGAGUUUGUAUCAUUCUUCAAGAGGGAAACUGAGGAAGUACCUAAGAUGGGCGGAUUACACAAUGAUAGCCACAGCGACAGUAUGUCUAUCGAGGGCUCUUAGGGAAGAGAACCCAAAGUUCUUGAUGGCUGCAUCAGCUUUGGCUUUACCGUUCCAGCCUCUCGUGGUCUCAGCUGUUCACACUGGAAUGAUGGAGGUCAUAUUUGCGAAAAGAGCACUAAAGGAUCCAGAUUUGAAAACGGCUCAUAACGUACACAAGAUGUCCACGUUGUUGGGUGGAGCUUUGUUCAUCGCCGAUGAUCUUUUCCCUGAAACACCAUUCAUUCACGCCGGUUGGCAUCUCGCUGCAGCCAUUGGCGUCGGAACUUGCAAUAAGCUUCUUCAGUAGCUCUCCACAGUAUCAUAUAUAUAAUCGAGUAAUUGUGGAAGCGCUGCCAUAUUCUUGGUUCGGAGAAACCACGGUUUCACUGAGCUCAUAAUCAGCCGACAUAACGAGUUACCAUUGUAGUCUUCUCAUCUUCAGUGUAUAAUGUAUGAAACCAAAACAAGUCGCUCUUGUAAUAUUGUAAAGACCAGUACUUUUGCUUUUCUCUCUCUAUAAUAUACUCUUAAAUUUUUCAACGAACACAAAAGUUACAAUACUUAUGAAUCCUGUAAGAGUUCCAUUAAAAGUAG
Molecule: messenger RNA, 1207 nt
Organism: Thlaspi arvense
Lineage: Eukaryota; Viridiplantae; Streptophyta; Magnoliopsida; Brassicales; Brassicaceae
Source: the annotation of a GenBank genome assembly